Molecule: messenger RNA, 1872 nt
Organism: Arctia plantaginis
Lineage: Eukaryota; Metazoa; Arthropoda; Insecta; Lepidoptera; Erebidae
Source: the annotation of a GenBank genome assembly
GGCUAUGUGGGGUCUAGAGGACCACAUGGCGCUAAAGGCGAGCGUGGCCAACCGGGCCGAGACGGCACGCCCGGGCUUCCAGGCGCGCACGGUCGCCCCUCCGAAAAAGGGGAAAAAGGUGCUCGAGGUCUUCCUGGACCCCCGGGACUAUCUGUACCAGUCGCAUCAGAAAAUUCAGUGCCAAGUGACGUCACACACGGGGAAGCAGCUCUUCUUAAAGGGAUCAAGGGAGAUCGAGGAGAAAAGGGAGACAAGGGCGAGAAAGGAACCAGAGGUAUGGAGGGCCCCCAAGGUUUUCCUGGUAACGAUGGGAAGCCUGGAGAACGUGGAGAUAUAGGACCGUCUGGUCUACCUGGAAGUCAAGGCCCAUCAGGACUGAAUGGGCCCAAAGGUGACAAGGGUGAAGCCGGCCCUCCAGGACCAGUUGCGAUAUCUAGAGAUGAGGCCUUAAUACUGACGAAAGGUGACAAAGGCGAGUCUGGCCCAAGAGGUAAACGUGGGCACCCUGGACCCCCAGGACCCCGUGGACCUCCGGGAUUGCCAGGUCCGCCAGGUACACCAGGCAAUAAUGGAAUAUCGGGCGAUAUUGGGCUACCUGGAUGGACGGGUCCACCGGGUGCCGCCGGUCAAACAGGUCCGCCAGGGCCGAAAGGGGAAAAAGGAGACCCUGGAAUUAGCGCACUUGACUUGGAAAAGGUAAAAGGUGAAAAAGGUGACCGAGGUUUCGAUGGCUUGCCUGGUCCACCAGGAAAAGAAGGGCCCAGAGGCCCUGCAGGCCCACCAGGUUCACCGGCAACAAAUAUCCAAUAUAUCUCAGUACCUGGCCCCCCUGGGCCUCCUGGACCUCCGGGCCCACCUAGUAUUUAUCCAAACGAAGUACCUGAUGCUUUGACUGAUACUCCAGGAAUUAAUCGUCUGGAGCCGGGCACUGCUUACCGCGAUCCAUUGGAUCCUCUGGGAGAAAGUGCUGAUUUUGAAGACGAUGACGACGGUAGAACAAUUGUUGGGACCAUUCUGUUCAAGACUACUGAUUCUUUGAUUCGACUUGGUACGAAUAGUCCGCUUGGCACUUUGGCAUACGUCAUCCAAGAGCAAGCGUUGCUUGUACGGGUCAACAAUGGUUGGCAGUAUGUUGCUAUGGGGUCAUUGUUAGCCAUUCAUACUCCACCAGCAGGAAGCCCAACACGAACACCUUUACAAAAUAUAUUGGAAACUUCAAGCCUAGUACAUCAUAAAAAUCCAGCAGUAGAAGGACCUGUGUUACGUCUAGCGGCUCUAAAUGAACCGCAUACAGGUGAUAUGCACGGAGUCAGCAGUAGCAAUUACGAGUGUCGAAGACAAGCUCAGCGAGCCAACAUGGAUGGUACUUUCAGAGCAUUCAUAUCCUCAAGGGUUCAAACAAUAGACUCCAUAGUAAGUUGGGUAGAUAGAGAAAUUCCAGUAGUGAACACCAGAGGCGACGUGCUGUUUAACUCCUGGGGCGAGAUGUUUGAUGGCUCAGGAGCGUUAUUCGCUCAUGCUCCCAGAAUCUACAGCUUCAGUGGGCAGAACGUUCUUAUGGAUCCUUUAUGGCCAACAAAAGCCGUGUGGCACGGAGCGAACCCCAAUGGAGAGAUAGCGAUGGACGCAUACUGCGACGCAUGGCACAGCAGUAAUCCGGACAAGUACGGACUUGCGUCUUCGCUUCGCUCCAAUAAGCUUUUAGACCAGGAAACAUACUCGUGCAGUAGUCGACUGAUUGUUUUAUGUGUGGAAGCAACACCAGUAGAUACAGUGAGAAGAAAAAAACGAUCUAAGUAUCGAAACUCGGCAGAGAAGUUACAGUUUUUAAAAGAUAUCGAAGAAAGAAACGAAACUAGGCUAAAAUUAUAG